UCUUUUUACAAAACUACAUGUAACAAAAGGUCACACUCACUUAAUACCUGGAUUACCUGCCUCGUAGAAUAGCAACAAAGACACGAAGUAUGCCUCUGAAUCUUGGAGACGCUUUCCCAAACUUUAAAGCCGACACUACCGAAGGCCAGAUCCAAUACUACGACUGGCUAGGAGACAAGUGGGGUGUCCUGUUCUCUCAUCCAGCUGAUUUCACCCCUGUUUGUACGACUGAGCUAGGAGCAGUAGCUAAGAUUGUCCCCGAGUUUGAGAAGAGGAAUGCAAAGGUCAUUGCAAUCUCCUGCGACUCGGUCGAGGACCACAAGAAAUGGAUAAAAGACAUCCAGGCGUACAAUGGUUUGGGCGACAACUUUCCAUAUUCUAUUAUCUCUGAUCCAAAACGUGAGCUAGCUAUACAGUUAGGAAUGGUCGACCCGGAGGAAAAGGAUAAAGCUGGUCUACCAAUGACUUGUAGGGCUGUGUUUAUUAUUGGUCCUGACAAGAAGCUAAAGUUGCAAAUUUUAUAUCCUGCUACAACAGGGCGGAAUUUUGAUGAAAUCAUUCGUGUCCUUGACUCCCUUCAACUUACUGCCAACAAAAAAGUUGCAACUCCAGCCAACUGGACAAGUGGAGGUGACUGUAUGAUAGUACCAAGUGUCUCCAAUGAUGAUGCUGCCAAGCUCUUUCCCAAAGGAUUCAAGGUAGCUGAUGUCCCUUCUGGGAAGCCCUACAUUCGUAUCACACCCCAGCCACAAUAAGUGCUGAUUGGACAUGCUAAUCAAUAAUAACUAAAUUUUAGUAGGAUCUAACUAGCAAUUAUUUAAUUUGCUACAUUUUAAUCAAAUGCGUAUACUAUUGUUUCAAAUAACGAGUUCUAGUUUGUUUAUAAA
This is a messenger RNA of Amphimedon queenslandica, 887 nucleotides long. RefSeq names its product peroxiredoxin-6-like. The record is from RefSeq and is a predicted model, not a curated record. Gene Ontology annotation, biological process: cell redox homeostasis; cellular oxidant detoxification. The transcript has 6 exons. The coding region runs from base 90 to 755 and encodes 221 amino acids. Gene Ontology annotation, cellular component: mitochondrion; cytosol. Gene Ontology annotation, molecular function: peroxiredoxin activity. Lineage: Eukaryota; Metazoa; Porifera; Demospongiae; Haplosclerida; Niphatidae.